Messenger RNA from Cryptococcus wingfieldii CBS 7118, 2103 nucleotides. RefSeq lists its product as hypothetical. The coding region runs from base 1 to 2103 and encodes 700 amino acids. The transcript is spliced from 14 exons. NCBI's taxonomy places the organism in Eukaryota, Fungi, Basidiomycota, Tremellomycetes, Tremellales, Cryptococcaceae. Gene Ontology annotation, biological process: regulation of DNA-templated transcription; DNA-templated transcription. The record is from RefSeq and is a predicted model, not a curated record. Gene Ontology annotation, molecular function: zinc ion binding; DNA-binding transcription factor activity, RNA polymerase II-specific; DNA binding.
AUGCCCAGAACACCCUCCCUCUCUCCUCUCGCCGACCGCCGCCUAUCUGCUCAUGAGCCGUACGCUAGUGCAGCAGCGGAUAGCAGGCAGCCGGGGGAGAAGAAGCAGCCGCCGAGCUGUGACGCAUGUAGAGCUCGUAAGCUGAAAUGCUCGGGACGGCCGCAAGAGAUAGAACUUGGGCCAGAUUCUAUUGCGACUGUUCCUUGUGAUCAUUGCCGGGAAUGGAAUCUUGACUGUUCGUAUUUGUAUCAGCGGAAACGAAGGGGGCGGAAGAACAAGGUUGUAGAGCAGCUGGCAGAGGAACAGAGGGCGCGUAAGCAGCAGGCGACCGGUAAUGGUCUACUCGCGGAGCAGCAAGGCAGCUCAAACCAUGUCGGAGAGAGUUUGUCGAGGGAAGAUGGACAGAGGGGGAGGGCUUUUGAGGCGGCUCCGGAGGCAUCAUUCGGCAGUUCAAUCGCCCAAGAUGGGCUGUCCCACUUUCGGUAUCAACCAUUCAGCUCUCAUCCCCCACCAACUGCCUUCGACUACCGCCCACCCCCCCUCCCAGCCGCCCAUGCCGAAGCAAAUCUGGGCAGACACUACCCCCAGUCAUCUUCCAGGGAUAUCCCUCGUAUGGACCCUCCUCCCUCUGUCCGACACGAUACCAGACCGUAUCCGCCGACUUUCAACCUCGCGCCGGAUGGACCACAGCCGGCUGGUCCAUCGCCUGAAGACGGCGUCUCGCCGUCGAUAGCGUUGUCUGAAGCUUCGGUGCCGCCUACGACGACUAUAGAGUCGGUCUUACCGCGCGAUCUGGCAAUGCACUGUAUACAUAUCUACUUUGACCAUGUGUACUGUAUCAUUCCGGUCAUACACCGACCGUCGUUCAACGCGGAUCUGGCGGCACACGCAGAAGAGCGGAAUCCAGUAUUCUUUGCGCUCAUCAUGGCCAUGAUCGCUGCGACCCUCAUUCACGUGCCAAAAUCAUUCUUCCCAGCCCACCACCACGAUAGUAUCCGACGCCUCUCUGUCAAAUGUCUGAAGGCUUGCUAUGCCGUGACGAUCCGGGAGAUGGACAACACUAGUGUGGAUCUGAUCUGUAUCAAGUACUUGAUCUUUGUGGUGCAUAAUAAACAUGGGAACUCUGGGCUGGAAGCAUCAACGUUCGGGGAAGCGCAAUAUCUCGCCAUCAGCCUGGGUCUCCAUCGCGAAGACACAUAUGCCAACUUUGACCCCAUCACGGCGGAACGAGGUCGCCGGAUCUGGUUUCUCAUCUACAAUGCCGACAAGUUUGAAGCUGUUGCGCGACAUAAACCGGUCUUGUUGCGUAAUGACGAAUUUUUGGGUCCCGAGUCGACCUUGUUUCCUGCUGAAGUGGAUGAUAGUGCGAUCACAGUCCAAGGGAUCCGGCCCAGUUCGAAUCCGUUCCCUUUGAUAUGCGGCUUCAACAUUCUGACUCGUAUCGUCUCCAUACUUGGGGAGAUCCUGUUGAUGGAGCGGGAUAUGCGGCGUCGGCAGCCUAGUGAUCCUGAAGAACUACUCGCCGCGCUGAAAGAAGUGCGCAAAGUGCAACAGCAGAUCAAGCAAGUCACCGACAACCUCCCGAAACCGUUCAAGCUUGAUGUUGGACAAAGCAGCAGUAUCUUGCCGGAACCUGGAUGGGAGGAAGCGAUCAGAGACGAGCUGGACUUGUUUUUCGCCGAUCCAUUGUCAUCCGAGACGGCCAAAGACGGGUACCUCGUACUCAAAGGGAACAUCCACGUCACCCUCGCCAUGACCAGGUUGAGAUUGAUACUUCAUAGGGAAGACUUGUUGAUCAAGAGCGGACAGCCUGGGAGUUCGAAUCGGUAUGCGGCAGAGCUGAUAUCGACUGAUGUGGGGGAGAUGAGUACGGACUGGCGGCAGUCGGUGUAUAGGGAUUUGUUCAACACGGUUCAUUGUCUGCCAAUACAGGCUCUGGCCGCCAAUGGUCCAUCAGUUGUCACCAAAAUCCGAGUCGUGGCUGUAACACUCCUUGACGCGCUCCCCGCAGAAGAAGUCAACUCGAGUGUACAAGGGAUCGCAGAUUACCUUCUCGAUUUCUUGAAUAUCAUGAGCUCGAUUGAAGAUCAGACUGCGGACUGA